GGCGACUCUCACCCGUCUCCGCCUUCCAAGGGUGUGCUUUGGAAUGCAAAUGUUCAUCUUGGACUGAAAACAUCCCACGGUCAGCCGUUGUUCGGCUCAAUCUGCAACAUCUUGUUGCUUGUCAGCAGCAUGACUUCGCCCACGUUGUUGCAAAGGCUCCGCGAGCUCAGUGCGGUCGACUGUGACACACUUGAUAGUGAGGUGGCUAGGCGGAUGGGUCCAUUCUGCGAUUGCACCUCAAACCAGGCCAUUGCCUUUGCCGAGCUUACCAGGACGGGUGCGGGCGGCGAGCUGGUCCAUGAGCAGCUCGUCAAGAGCUCGCUUCGAGAUGCGCACUGGAUGUUGGCGCAGCAGUCUGGCGCAACCUUGGAAGAGCUUGCGGUUGAGUUUUGCAUGGUCCGGCUCGCCCUCGCAAUUGCUCCUGACCUGACUGGGUUUUCCCAUGUUCAGACCAAUCCUCGGUGGUCAUACGACACACAAAAAACCAUAAAGAAUGCGGAAAGGAUUGUCUCUAUGUUCAAGCACCUAGCGCCCACCUACGACACGAAACGUGUCUGUGUCAAAAUACCGGCCACAUGGGAAGGCCUACAGGCAUGUCGCGAGCUUGAAAAGCGAGGUAUCGCUACGCUGGCGACCACCAUGUUUUCUAUGGCGCAGGCCGCGCUGGCCGCUGCAGUCAACUGUACUUAUAUCGCGCCUUAUGUCAACGAAUUGAGGGUUCAUUUUGAUAAAGGCUACGUUGAUCAAAACAAAGCCUUCGACUUCUGUGUUGCGGCACAGAGAUAUUACCAAAAGAUCGGGGCAAGAACCAAGGUUCUCCCAGCGUCGCUGACAACCAUCGAUGAGGUUCUGGCCCUCGCAGGUGUCGACCAUAUUACUAUCUCUCCACCCCUUCUAGCCCAACUAUCCAACACAAGUUGUGAGCACUAUGAAGGAGACAUAGGCUCGGUGAUGAGGGCUACAGGGGACAGUGUUCACGAGGAUUUUGCCCCCAUCCUGGCCGACGAGAGUGCUUGGCGGCUAGCUUUCACGCGUAGUGGAAGGGGUACGAGUGAAGGCAAGAUCAUUCAGGCCAUCAACAUAUUCUACGAGAUGCAGGUUGAGCUGGAAGCGAUGAUCAAGAAGCUUAACACUAUAUAGUAUGGUUAGUAUGGUAGGGUUGAAUACGGUGUCUUCCACAGUCUUCGAGUCGUGUUCAUGGUCAUGUAUUGAUGGGCUGUGCGCAGAUUCCACCGUAGCUCUGCCUUUCAGUGGCCUCCGGGGCGGCGUUACUUACAACCAGAGAUGGAUGGCAGCGGGCACACAGGUUGCCAUACCAGGUGCUGGGGUCAUUGGUAUGGAAUAUGGGCAGACAAUUUCCAAAUCCCACGAGUCAAUAGGGAAGUACUACUCGGGGCAUUGGGUUGUCUACAACUUACCUACCUGAUGGAAGAGCUUUCUCGCCGGUUCUCUUUCAGAAACUAUGAUGGUUUGACGAUGGCCGAGUGAAGAGUAGCCAAGCCGGCGUUUCAACCCCCGUGCCUGUAUCUGGGAGUUCGCAAUAUCUCACUUCUUGUGACGGUGAUGACAAGUUCAAUGGAUGAUGCGCGACAUGUCUGCUCCCGAAAGGCUCGAUGCGGAGAAAUGAGCCUUCAUUAAGGACGGCAAAAUGAUAGGUGGCCGGCAAAACCGCUCCAAGGGCGUAAAU
Molecule: messenger RNA, 1687 nt
Organism: Diaporthe batatas
Lineage: Eukaryota; Fungi; Ascomycota; Sordariomycetes; Diaporthales; Diaporthaceae
Exons: 7
Coding region: 130-1140 (336 amino acids)
Biological process (GO): pentose-phosphate shunt, non-oxidative branch; carbohydrate metabolic process
Cellular component (GO): intracellular anatomical structure
Molecular function (GO): transaldolase activity
Source: RefSeq, a predicted model, not a curated record